Messenger RNA from Clupea harengus (Atlantic herring), 1771 nucleotides. RefSeq lists its product as uncharacterized. The record is from RefSeq and is a predicted model, not a curated record. Bases 628 to 1722 code for a protein of 364 amino acids. Lineage: Eukaryota; Metazoa; Chordata; Actinopteri; Clupeiformes; Clupeidae. The transcript has 3 exons.
UUAUGUGAAGCACAUUGUUGUGCAUGUAUGUGAAGCACAUUGAAUGACCACGGUGUAUGAAUUGUGCUAUAUAAAUAAAAUUGCCUUGCCUUGCCUUCGAGGGAUCUGUUUUUCUCUUGCCAGGUGCGCGCUAAUCAGUUCAUCACAUUUCUGAAUCACAUUCCAUUAUGGUGGAUGACGCUUAUAGACCAUGACGUAUACCCUAGGCUUAUACAAUUCUGACCAACAAGAAAGUAUUUUACAACCAGAACCUAACAUUCUAAAGAUGCCUUGGAUUCUACUCACCAGUGGAGACACCCCAGAAACGUAUCUUUCAUUUUCAAUAGUUGACAACAUAACCGUUUGAUCUUCAUCUCCGUCUUAUUCAGAGGUGAGCAAUUACCGUUGAUUCGUGAAUAACCACCAAGUUGCAGUUACUUUCAUGGGGUAUGAAAUGUCAUCAGAAAACGGGGCUAACGUUACUGAACAGAGAAAACCUAUCAAUAGGCCUAAAAAGAUUGCCUUAAUCGACCAUUCUUUGAUUUAAAAACAAACAAACAAAAACUUAAUUUAUAUUAGACUUUAUCCUACUCACACAGGUGCCUGAUAGAAGUGUUGCAUUAUUUUUUUUUUAGAAGUCUGCGAGAGAUGAAUAUCGGAAAAGAGGUAACGACCACAUGUGUAAUGGAGAGAACAGGAGGAGAGAGAGAAGGUGUGGAAGAUCUCUAUCAGGAUUUUGAAAAGAUAAAAAAAAUCCUGGUGGAAGAUGGUGCCGAAGAGGACACCCCUUUAAACUUCAUCAAUAAGGCCGUCCAAUCUGACAUUGAAGCAGCCCUAUCUGAGAUCAGAAGGUGCUUGACCCAAGAACACAUAACUGAGAUACAGAGAUUGGUGGAAAAAAUUAUGGAGGAUGAGACCUCCCGAAAGUCAGAGCAGGAGAAAAGGGCAUCUGACCUGAGGGAAAUAGAAGGGUUCCUUGAAGUUCUUGAGCAACGAUGUAUAAACCUGAAUAGCCUCCUGCAAGACCAGAAAGAAUUGCAUAGAAUGGAUAUGAGGGCUCUUGAGAGAGUGAGAGUGCAAGAGAGAGCAGAGUGGGAGCGACAGAUGACGGAAAAAGAGGAAGACUUCUUGUCGUCUCUGUUGUAUUCGGCUAUCAGCAGAGAAAUGGUGAUGAAAGACCCGAGGAACCAGGCAAAGAGACAGGGCACCAUCAGUCUCAGUUUGAGUGGGGCGGUGGGAAAUCCACCUGUACGCAGUAUGCAUCAGAGGCCUUGCAGACGGCUCUCCUCUAGCAUUUCCCACCAGAAUGUCAGGGACCAAGCGUCACCUAGGGUUAACCCUAGUACCUCUAUAAGUGGAAAGAAAAAUGUGGUCUCAACAUGCAUUAGCCGGCUGUGGAAUAAUGCUCAUAAAAUGUAUGAGGGGAGUGCAACAAGCAUCCAAGAGGCAAGAGAUCUGAAGAUUGCAAAGCUGGAGGAAAGGGUUAGAAAAGCAGAGAUGAAGAGACUGCAGAGGGUCAAAGAGAGGGCAGAAAAGGCUAAUAAUGACAUCAACAUGAGUGGGGAUACAAGACAGGAUGUUGUGAAGAACACAGAAAAUGACAUGGAGGCGAUUACAGAAGGAUUUGGGAUAGCCCAACCUGCUUCUUCUGUGUCUCUGAUGUCCAUCUUCAGGUGCAAAAAAGAUUUCAGGUCAAAGAUGCUUCUAAUCAAGGAUUAUCUCACAGUGCAUGUUUUAAAAUGAACCGCAUGAUUACAAAAUGAAUAAACAAUUAAUUUAGCAUCCUAUAGAA